Molecule: messenger RNA, 900 nt
Organism: Daphnia magna
Lineage: Eukaryota; Metazoa; Arthropoda; Branchiopoda; Diplostraca; Daphniidae
Exons: 1
Coding region: 1-900 (299 amino acids)
Source: RefSeq, a predicted model, not a curated record
AUGGGGACUCAAUCUGUAGCAGAAUGGACUUUGGAGGCCUGUAAGGCCAAGCAACGAGGAAUCCGCUUCAAGAUUACUGGCUGUUACAAUCGCAUCCAGAACAUCGUGACGAAUACUUUGUCACGCCGAGACGCUGAGAAGCAGCUUACUGAUUCGCGUAAGCUCUUGGGCGAGUUGGAAACGAUUCACGACCUGAUCAUAGAGCUCGUGGAUGACGAUGACGUGGCAAGGGCCCAGAACACACAACACCUGACGUAUGCCUCAGCAGUAGACGGUGCAUCAGCCAUGGUCGAGAAUUACCUGCUGCAGCGACAAGAUGAUACCUUUUCAGUGGUGCCAGAGACAGAGGAACAGAUUGCACGUAAAAUAGCCUUACAAGCCACCGAGCAACGAGUACGAGACGCUGGCGCUAAAUUUGAGGCUGCCGAGCAGGCACUCAUUGACCUGGGAGGUGACAUAUCUGCCCUGGAGGAAGGGGAAGUGGAUCCGUACGAUUCGGUGUCUCAAUCUGGACGAAAAGAGCCCAAGGAAAAGGUACCGAGUUUGACUGACGUUGCCGAGCCACCUGACAUCUGGAUUGAUACAUAUCUGACCGGCAAGGAGAUGCCGAUUGUUCGUGAGAAGGGGGCCAAAUCGUCGGUCAACGUCCAGCUGGAGGCUUAUACGGGCCUUGCACUGCAUUGGUUUGCUUGGAUCAGCAUGUGGUUUGCGCUGGUUCACAUUACGUGCAAGACUCCUAGCGAGAAGCUUGCCAUAUUGAACAAUUAUUUGAUGAGAGACUUAGCCGAUAUUGUGCAUGGCCAUGGAGGAGGUGAGGCUGGUUACAUGGAGGUUCUGCAGCGAUUGAAGAGCACGUGUGGGAGUCGGAAGGUGAUUCGACCGGCCUAUCUGUGGGAGUAG